Molecule: messenger RNA, 932 nt
Organism: Alternaria alternata
Lineage: Eukaryota; Fungi; Ascomycota; Dothideomycetes; Pleosporales; Pleosporaceae
Exons: 3
Coding region: 1-792 (263 amino acids)
Source: RefSeq, a predicted model, not a curated record
AUGUCGCAGUCGUCGUCUCAGCAAGCCGACGUAGAUGGCUGUUUCUCGAAGUUGUCAAAUCUCCCUACGGAACGGAGCCUGGCGCUGGCUUGCUUCGUGGCACAUGUGCUACGAUGGGUUUUUGAUUCACCGUUCCAUGUCGACGAUUCAGAGCGGGAUGACAUGAACAACACAUACUGUUGGGUUGCAAAAAAGUGCGGCCUUCAGAUGGUGAGAACAUUAGACACCCUAGCCACUAUCGGGAUGAGCCAAAACAGUCACUUCGGAGAAUUUGAAGUCCCCAAUCUAGCUGCGAAGCAGUCUGCGGACUUCUACGACGAGUUUGCGAACUAUCUUCCUUUGAACCAGUCGCUCGAUCAUGAUGGUUUCAAACUCAAAGUAUGGUUGCAUGAAGUCAUGCAAUUGAAGCUGGAGCUUGUCGUUUCGCGAUAUCAUCAUCGAAUCGAGUUCGUUAGGCCGGGAACCAUGUUUGAUAGCAGCUGGAUGACCGAGAUACCCGACGAAGAGGGCAGCGCAUUGAUACCAGACACGCAGUAUCGUGUUCGUCUUUGUGUCAGCCCCGCUCUCGUGGGUCGUAUCGACGAUAUGAAGUGGUCGCAAGGACCUGUAUCGACUCACGAGUCUGAAGAGUACAAGCUUGCUCUUUUGGAAUCCAGAGACUUCUUCACUGAAGACACCGUUCAGGAAAAGGCUUCGCCCCGAAACGGGCUUAUCAGCCGAGCCGUGGUACUUGUGGAAGCAGUGCCAAAAGAUGGAGUUGCGGGGGAAGAGGCUGGGCUACGAGCACUGUAAGCGAAAGCGAAGAGUUGGUGUCGCGUAGCGAUGCUGCCACCGGGUGAUGGGGUCUCAAAAGGCGAACAUAUGCACUGCAAUGUAUGCAUGCGAUUAGCGAAACAUAGUAUUACAUGGUUUUUACUUGGACGGCAAAAUAU